Molecule: messenger RNA, 1809 nt
Organism: Suncus etruscus (white-toothed pygmy shrew)
Lineage: Eukaryota; Metazoa; Chordata; Mammalia; Eulipotyphla; Soricidae
Product: butyrophilin subfamily 1 member A1-like
Exons: 8
Coding region: 1-1809 (602 amino acids)
Biological process (GO): T cell receptor signaling pathway; regulation of cytokine production
Cellular component (GO): external side of plasma membrane
Molecular function (GO): signaling receptor binding
Source: RefSeq, a predicted model, not a curated record
AUGUUGGCUUUGAAGACAUAUUUGUCAGAGAAGAGUAAGCAAAUGAAGAAACUGAGGCAGGUAAUUCGUUAUAUGGACAGAGAAUGGAAAAUUCCAGAGCACUCAGAUUCUGUCCUUGAGACUUUUACCUGCUUGACCACCUUAAACAGAAAGUGGGGUUUUCCAGUCCUGAGCCCUUCUGAGGCCCAGAGCUCUGGUGGCCCUGCCUUGCCUGUUGAUCCUGGCUGCCUCUUGCCCUCUGUCUCUCCCCAGCCCAAGGAGAUGGAGCAUCACUCUUCCUGCCCUGUGCCCUGCUCUCUGAUCUUCGUGCUUCUCCUCCUGCAGCUGACCACUGCGGGGUCUGUAGGUACUCAGACUUUCACUUCCAUGUCUGUGUUUGUGUCCACAGAGGAGUUCCUGGUGAUUGGUCCCUCAAACCCUAUUACUGCUGUGGUGGGAGGUAACAUCACACUGCCCUGUCAUGUGUCUCCAGCCAUGAAUGCAGAGAACAUGGAACUGAGAUGGUUUCGUUCCAAGUUCUCAAAAGCUGUAUUUAUCUACCGAAACCAGCAGGAAGAGAUGGAGGAGCAGAUGACCCAGUACAGGGGCCGGACCUCCAUGGAGAAAGACCUCCUUUCCCAGGGGGUAGGUGUUGUGAGCAUCCACAAGAUCCAAGUGUCUGAUGCUGGACAGUAUACUUGCUUCUUCAGAAAGGAAGGCUUCUCUAAACAAGCUGUUUUGGAGUUGAAGGUGGCAUGUGUAAACUUUGCCCCUCAGGUGCACAUCACAGGACCUGAGGAGGAUGGGAUCCGAGUAGUGUGCAGAGCAUCAGGAUGGUUCCCCAGGCCGCAGGUGCAGUGGCGAGACUCCAGUGGGGAGAAGUUUCUGGCCUUCUCAGAGACCCAGACCCAGGAUGCUGAGGGGCUGUUCAGCGUGGAGGCGGCUCUGGUGGUGAGAGACAGCGCAGUGGGGAACGUGACCUGCUCCAUCCUCAACCCCAUCCUGGGCCAGGAGAAGGCCGUGGACAUUUAUAUCCCAGCAUGGAGGAAAGCCCAUCUGUAUGCAGAUUGGCGCAAAGACCAGUUCCAGACCUGUUCUGUCACUCUGGAUCCAGCAUCUGCCUCUCCCGACAUUGUCCUUUCUCAUGAGAACAAAAGUUUGACCUUGAAAGAUACUUCUGCAUACUCAGAUCUCCGAUAUAACAUCUUAGGCCAUGAGGGCAUCACUUCAGGGCGCUGUUGCUGGGAGGUGGAAAUCAAAAAUGGAGACAAAAGCAUUUGGGCUCUGGGGGUCUGUAUGGAAGAUGUGAAAAGGACAGGCUUCUACACGGAGUCUCCACAAAAGGGGUUCUGGGUCAUUGGACAUAAUGAAGACGGAUAUGUUGCAUUUGCUGACCAAGGUCAAUUUCUGUUCCCACGGCAGGUUAUCCAGAGGCUGGGGGUUUUCCUGGACUAUGAGGAAGGGGAUGUCUCCUUCUAUGACAUGACUGAUGGCUCCCACAUUUUCUCCUUCCCUCAGGCUUCCUUCUCUGGGACCCUCUUUCCAUACUUUAUGAUUAAGUCAGGAAAUGUAUUCCUGACCAUCUGCUCCGUGGAUGGUGGAUCUGAGCACCCUGUGCCCCAUAACAGUGAUCCUUCUUGGGAGGAGCCUGUGAACCCCCUAGGAGAGGGUUUUAGCCCAGACUCUGUUGUUGCUGAAGCUCCCUCAGGGCCUGAAUCUCCAUUACUUUCCCACAACUCUGAUAAUAUGCUACCUUCUUCUAGGGAGGAGCCUAUGAGAAUCCUAGAGGAGGGUUUUAGCCCAGAUACUAGUGUUGAUAAUGCUCCCUAA